AUGAGCAAGGAACCCGCCCCCAUAUAUCCGGCAUAUGCGUUCAAGGAGUCACCCACGUGGUUCACGUGGGUGAAGCUCUUGGCCGUCGACGUUCAUGGCUUGAGGGAAGAGGCUGGCUUCCAGGGCCAGAAUGUCUACUUCUACCAGAACCACCCAAUCCGCUUUGUGUGCUUGACCGGCCUGGUCGUUUCGAUCGACGACAAGCUGAACAGGUACACGCUUCUCGAGCUGGACGACGGCAGCGGAUCCCUCAUCGUCGUCAAAAUCACGCGCCUGGAUUCUGCGUCGGCCGCCUCCCCUUCUUCUUCCUUUUCUUCAAACACCAAUGUUGCCAAUGUCGACGUCGUCGUCGCUCCCGGUCGCUACGACGUGCUCGUCAACAGAGUUCCGCUGUCCAUCGGCGCCGCGGUCAAGGUCAAAUGCACGAUCAGCGAGUUUAGAAACGUGCGCCAGCUGGAGCUGAAGAGAAUCUGGACCUUGCGCAGCACCGCGGAGGAGGCCGCGGAAUGGGAGGAGUGUGCCAGGUUCAAGAGAGAGGUGCUUUGCCGACCCUGGGUCGUUUCCAAAGAGAAACUGCGGGCUUUGCUGAGCGCCGAGACAGAGAAGCGCAUGAGGCUUGAAGAUCGGGAGAGAAGGGAGGACAGGCGGCAGAAGCGCGCAACUGCGAGAAAGAUGGAGAGUGCGGAGAAGAGGAGGGAACAUGAGCAGAGGAAGGAGGAAAGGCGCAAGAGAGAAGAAGAUAGAAUGAAUAAAGGUGCCAUCGUUUAG
Molecule: messenger RNA, 768 nt
Organism: Verruconis gallopava
Lineage: Eukaryota; Fungi; Ascomycota; Dothideomycetes; Venturiales; Sympoventuriaceae
Exons: 2
Coding region: 1-768 (255 amino acids)
Source: RefSeq, a predicted model, not a curated record